ACCCUCAAUCGCGAGACUACACUGUGCCCCACUGUCCCCCAGGUCAUUCCUUCAAAGCCGUUUUCUUUUGUAGAUUACAGCGGCAAAUAAAUCAAAACUUUAUAUCCAUCGGUCCAACUGAGUGCUCGUCUUCUUGUCCAAGCGAGUAGCCGCUAUUGACAAGUUGGCAAAAUCCAUCCUGUGCACUUGCGCCAUCCGUCCCAAGUGCUGAUCUUCAUCGCCAGGUCGCUUUCCACUCUGUUGACCAAUCAAACUGGGGGCAGCUGCCGACAGCUUAGCACCAAAAUCUGCAUGUCGAGCGUUAUGAGCAUAACGGGGAAUGGCGGGAUUUGCCGCUUCUCGGGCAUCCAGUUAUGCACACAAGCGGAACGCGAAAGACCGCUCCAAUGAGGUCAGGUCAGUCUAUAUGGAUCCCCAACAUAUUGCGAGGGAAUUUCUCGCGCGUCUUCCAUGCCCCUCGGGUUGUGCCUUGCCGACGUUGAACCUCAACAUUAAGCUGGUUAUUAUCCUGUGCUUUUUUGCCCCAUAUAGGAAACCCUUUCAAGGCCAGUUUCUCUUGCGGGUUAUGUCGGAUUACAGCGGAAAAUGCGUCAAAAUUUCAAUGGGGUCCUGGUCGUCUCCUUGUCCAAGCCAGAAAAACCGCCGUUGGCAGGAUGAACAAGUCGGCGAGAUUCAUGCUGUGGUGCUUGCGUUAUCUGUCCGAAAGGCGUUGAAUACUGGUAUUGAUCUGGAUGCGGUUGCCGACAGUUCAACACCAAAAUCCAAAGAUCCUGCAUAUCGAGCGUCUUAUCUUCGCGAUCGCCGUGUGCCGCCUCACGCCUGUCCUUUGAACAAUGGUUGAUCGGUGACGCGCUUUAAAGCUGCUGUAAGCAGUUUGGAGGGCGCGCCGCCGUCAUAACCGCACUCCAUUGCCAUCACAUCCGGGUUGGCGGUCGACAUUCAAGCGCGUGCGAUAUCCGGUAUGCAGCUGCCGACACUCUACCCUCGAUCAAGGUGUGAACUUGGUCUCUCAUUAGCAUCGAAGAAUUUUGAUACUCUUGGUGGGGUAGGGAGUGGGCGUUGGUCCAGCUGGCUCGACUACCUAACACUACCGGGGACGAGAGAGCACUGCCAGGGCUUACAUUUACUGUGAGAAUGCCCAGCGAUGAAGAGGCGACGAAGCUUGGUUCUGUGAGCAAAGUCUUUACCGUAACAUCCUUUCGGACCCCACACAAGCGGAAGCGCUGGAACUGGAAAAAUUCAUUGCU
Messenger RNA from Cantharellus anzutake, 1247 nucleotides. RefSeq lists its product as uncharacterized. The transcript has 6 exons. The record is from RefSeq and is a predicted model, not a curated record. NCBI's taxonomy places the organism in Eukaryota, Fungi, Basidiomycota, Agaricomycetes, Cantharellales, Hydnaceae. The coding region runs from base 320 to 841 and encodes 173 amino acids.